Cherax quadricarinatus is the source of this 1052-nucleotide messenger RNA. The record is from RefSeq and is a predicted model, not a curated record. NCBI's taxonomy places the organism in Eukaryota, Metazoa, Arthropoda, Malacostraca, Decapoda, Parastacidae.
AUGGAGGGUGGGUACACGAGGGAAGAGGAGCAAUUAGUCAAUGAUGAUCAAGGUAUCAGAGAACUUCCUGUUUUGUCAUCCAUUAACCAUGACAACAAAAGGAGAGGAUGUGAUAGAAGUAAUUUCAAUUUUUCUUUGAUAAAGAAAGACUACUAUCAACAGAUGCAACUGGAGAAUACAGAGAGUGGCCCAGCAAUGUUGGGGCUUCAGCCUAGAUUUUUGGCACUUGUCAAAGGUUUUUUAAAGAAGACAGAACUAAUAGAAGCAGCUCAGCCCCUGUGUGAUGCUUCACUGGUGAACACUGCAGAGGCCUCGCACUACUCUGCUUGGUCCUCUAUGAGUACCCUUACCAGGAAGAACCUGGCCAGACGAGAUGGCAACCCUUCCAGAUACAGCAUAACUCUGGAGGGGAAAGUUUUAGCAACCAGGUUGUUGGCUGCUGAAAAUAAUCCAUCACCUGUUUCACCCUUACCCUCCUGGACCUCUGGUGAGAAUAUAAGAGCAGCAUCCAGAACUUCCAGCAUCACCACCCCGGCUGUUAGUCAAGCUAAUUAUCAAGAGGUCAUGGAAAUUGCUGCUGGUAAUAACAAACAUUCAGAGAUUCUGUCAAGUCUGGUUAGUAGUUCGUCAUGUCUGGUCAGCAGUUCAUCAAGUGUAGUCAACAGUUCGUCAGUAUUCAAAGAUGCCUUAAAUAGUGAUGUUAAGACAAGCAAAGUGGUACCAAGCUCAUCGAUUACUGUCACCACAAAGACGAAGCAAAGUAGACCAGGUAAGGGCUUUUUUUCAUGCAGAAAAGGAGAGGAGAUUUUAGCUUACUAAUGUUGCUGUAUUCUGAAAAGAAUGCAUAUUCACCUACCAUCCUACUUACGACCGAGUUCGGUUCCGAGAAACCGGUCGUAAGUCGAAAUGGCCGUAAGUCAAACUUUACUACUGAAUAUCAACAAAACAUUUUUGUAAUGACUUUAUUUUAUUGUUUUAUUUUGGUAUUUUAUGUUUUACUUUAUUUUUUAUGUUGUUAGUACUGUAUUUUAUACUGUAAGGUUUAGCAUAAA